AUGAGCCCACAUCAACGACAAGACCAUCUCAAACGAGGGUCCGACGUGUCAGCGUAUGAAGCUCUUCUUGCCGGGUCGAUAUCGGGCGGCGUCGCGAGGGCGAUAACUGCGCCGUUGGACGUUGUCAAGAUCCGACUACAGCUCCAAUCCAAGACUUUCAAACACCGCAAGACAAUUGCCACCGUUGUCAAGGACUUGUUGCGGGAGGAAGGCGUGAUUGCGUUGUGGAAGGGGAACGUGCCCGCCGAGAUCUUGUACAUCGUGUACGGCGGGGUGCAGUUCACGUCGUAUUCGAUAUUGAGCAAGAACAUUUCCCGUGUGGAGGACAGCUAUGGCGUGCGACUAUCGUCAGCGUCGCAUUCGUUGAUGGCGGGGAUUGGGGCUGGGGUCGCGAGCACGUUGGUCACGUACCCGUUUGAUCUCUUGCGGACGCGGCUCGUGGCGAAUCGAAAGAGAAACUUGGUGUCGAUGACGGGCACCAUCCGCCGCAUCGUCAAGAUUGAAGGCGUCCUGGGGAUGUUUUCCGGGAUAGCGCCGGCGGUGGUUUCGAUUGCACUGAUGACGGGGCUCAUGUUCUGGUCCUAUGAGUUGGCACGAGAUUUUUCGGCAGAUUACAAACAUGUGCCAUUCAUUGAAGGUAUCUGUGGAUUCAUUGCUGGGGCCGUUUCCAAGGGAAUCACUUUCCCGCUCGACACGCUAAGGAAACGAUGUCAGAUGUACUCGGUUGUGUACGGGAAGAAAUACCAUAGCGCGUUCCACAUCUUUGUCAACAUGAUCAAGAGAGAAGGGAUAUUUGGACUUUACAGGGGCUACGGGGUCAGCAUUAUCAAGACUGCGCCAACAAGUGCACUUUCUCUCUGGACUUAUGAGUAUGUGCUAACUUGGAUCAAAAAGAAAAAAGAGAAAAUUGUUCUACUCCAAACAUGA
This is a messenger RNA of Lodderomyces beijingensis, 927 nucleotides long. Lineage: Eukaryota; Fungi; Ascomycota; Pichiomycetes; Serinales; Debaryomycetaceae. The record is from the annotation of a GenBank genome assembly.